Messenger RNA from Drosophila miranda, 1179 nucleotides. RefSeq lists its product as uncharacterized. The record is from RefSeq and is a predicted model, not a curated record. The transcript has 2 exons. The coding region runs from base 74 to 568 and encodes 164 amino acids. NCBI's taxonomy places the organism in Eukaryota, Metazoa, Arthropoda, Insecta, Diptera, Drosophilidae.
AUCAGUCCUCAGACAUUGCCUGUCGUGAUAAGAACGUUCAUUUCUCUUCAACAGAAAUCAGAAUUCCGAGAAAAUGCUGCUGCCCAUUGGAAUACUCGUCAUUGUACUUCCAUUACAGUUUACAGCUGCCUCCCCAUCGCGAGGCGACAGUCUGCGAGAAUUACGCAAGCUAAUGAGACAGCAGGAUGAUGAGCGGCAACAGCCAAUGGCAGCAUCUACACCCAGAACAUUUCAAAGUGAAAAUCAGUUUAAUGAAGACAUCAGUCAGUGGCUGCUGUCCCUGGAGCACUUGGGACUCGAGAUCUUUCAGUUUGUGCAGCAGUGCCGCCUGCCGGGGAGUCAAUGCCAGCAGAGACGUGUCCAUAGGAGGUUUCGAUCUCUAAGGCAUGGCUACACGGAGCUAAGGGCUCAAUUGGAGGCCUUGGAGGUGAGCUACGUGGGCAGGAUGAGCAGCGAAGAGGCCUGGACUCUGGAGAGCACUAUGCAGAAGGUCAAAAUGGUUCUCAGGCAAUACGACGAGACCUUGCGGCUGAUCAAUGGCCAGAUCUUCAAGUUGGUGGAUCAAUAAUCACUAAUUUAAGGUAGGAAAAUAUUUAUCCACAAAUGGGAUGAACUUAGAGAAUAUCUUCCAAUCGAUUGCCCAUUCCAAAAACCACCAAAGAGAGAUCCAAAUGCUCAUCAAAACAAUUUUUAAUUAAACUAAAACUGCCCUUGAAAAAAAGGAAAAGUUGUUUUCAAAGCCAAAGCGGGACUGCUUUAAACAAUUUAAACUUCUUUUGCGUAUCUCUAAAGCGACCCCCAUAUGCCCGUGGCCACACCCUCGAUGAGAGCCUUGGCCAGUUUCGUGUAGUCCAUCAGCUGGAGUUCUGGUAUCUGGGCCUGCAGACUGCGAGGGAACUCAAUGUAGGACAUCACCACACUGUCCUGCUGUUGGCCUGCCCACCGGGUGACAUUGGCUAUUAGCUCGGGCCUCGAUUGAUGGCUGCGUUGCAGAUACUUUUCCAACGGUGGUCGCACCUUGUGGAAGAAGUUCCGUAUGGCCGCCUUCUCGCCGGGAAGGACUUCCAGGAGCAGCUUGUCGGGCCGCUGUUGGGCCAUCAAUUGGCUGUUUAUCCACGCAAAGAUGUAGUACGCCGUGCUGUAGUAGUCCUCGUUCCCCAAAGUGCUAUCCAGAUCGUC